CUCUAGAAUGUCCUCUCACUUGCUGUCCACGUUGAUGCUUGUGGUCGUUGCCACUAGCUGCCUUGUGCUGUGUGGUUUCUCGGAGGCUCAAAAUGUUUGUCAAUUUACACCAAAUACUCCUAUUUCAUACGACUCGAUUAAAUCAUGUGUUUAUAACAUUACAUUGGAUUCCGAAAUUUCUAAACAAACACUUUCUAGUAUUCAAAAGACAAUUCCAAUGUACGUCUUUCGUGAAUAUGUAAAGAAUGCUACCGAUCCACGUUUCAAUAUUAGAGUUGAUCUUUUGGCUGAAUUGGAAAAGAUUUCCCAAGAAACCUUUGAAUAUGAUUUUGAUUUCCAUCAAUCAAUUGUUGCUCUCUUCAGACAACUCAAUGAUGGACAUACUUUAUAUUUUGCUCCUCAAUGUUAUGGAAAUUUAGUAUUGAGACAACCAUUCUCUAUCAUUUCCUAUCUCGAUGAUGCUGAUAAUGUUCAAAAGAUUGGAAUUGCCUCUCUCAAUAAUGCUUCUGGAAUUAUUGAUUAUUAUACUGGUUUGGGAUAUGAUUUGAAAAAGUUUGUUGGAGGUGAAAUUACCAAAAUUCAUGGAAAGGUUGCUAUUAGACAUAUUGUCGAUUGGGCUAAUGCUAAUGCUGGUGGUUACAAGGAUGAAGGAGCUCGUUUCAAUGUUGCCAUCUCUAACUUGUUCAUGACUAGAUCUUUGAAUAGACUCGGAUUCCCAGUUAAUGGUGAAAUUGUUUCCUAUGAAAUUUUGGCUACUGAUGGAACUACUAGUACUGUUAAUAUUCCUUGGGUUGGUUCUUCAUUGAUUAAUUAUCAAUCACCAAACGAUUUCUAUGCCUCAUGUCUUGCUACUGCUAAUAGAGCUAGAUUGACCAAUGAGGAAAAGAAGGUCGAUCCUCUCCAAGAAAAGAGAACUCUUCCACUUUUGUCUAAAGCAACCAAGGAUACUCACAAUAUUGUCAAUCUCAUCACUGGUGAUCAAGUUAAUUAUUUCCAAAUUGAUGGAAAGGUUGGUGUUAUUACUGUUGAAUCUUUUGUUCCAAAAGAUGAAGUUCAAUUUGCUAAAGAUUUCCAAACAGCCAUGUAUCUUGCCAAGCUCAAUAAGAUUCCACGUAUUAUUGUCGAUGUUACCAACAAUGGUGGUGGUGAAGAAUGUUUGGGUUAUGCCCUCAUUAAAUAUUUGCACUCUAAUGCCUUCUCUAGCAAUUUUGAAACUCUCUUUGCUAGAACUGACAUGAUUGCCACAGAAUUGGGAAGACAAUUAGCAACUGCUGGAACCAAAUUGUCACCAGAUGCUGAUUCUAUUUGGAAUUUUGCUACUUGGAAGACUAUUGAUGGAAAGAAUUUCAAAGAUGAAACUUGGUAUACCAAUCAAAAGAGUUACAUUAGAGGUACUGAUGGAAAACCAGCAUUCUAUUCAUCCAUUCUUAAGGAAAAUUAUUGUCAACCAUCAUUUGAUAAUUACUAUUUCACUGGUGAAGAUUUGUUAAAGUACUCACCAGAUGAUUUCAUUCUCCUCUCAAAUGGUAGAUGUGCCUCCACUUGUGCAUUGUUCACUCGUCACCUCCAAGAAUCUCAAAAGGUAAAGACUGUUGUCGUUGGUGGUUUGAGUGGUCAACCACAACAAAUUGCACAAGUUCCAGGUGGUCAAGUUUAUGAAUUUGAAGAUUUACUUGCUGAUAUUAAGAGUUUGAACAUUAAUUCAGAUGUUACUCCAAAGCCACUUCCAGUUCAAUCAAGAUUCAGAUUUGCCAUUCGUGAAGCUUAUGCUUGGAAUCAAAAUGAAUUAACUCCUUUGGAAUUCUUCUUUGAAGGUUCUGAUUUCAGAUUGAGUUAUACUAAGGAAAGUGCUGUUGAUAGAUCAAAGGUUUGGAUUGAUACUAUGAAAUUCUUUGAUAUUUGUGCUAAAUGGCAAACCAAGGCAUGUAACUUGACCAAUGGACAAGGUGUUCAAAAUUGUAAUACCAACACUGGUAAAUAUGUUCCAACCUGUAUCUUGACCAGCUGUAAUCCUGGAUUUGGUUUCUCUGCUGAAAAGAAGAACUGCAUUCCAUGUGCCAUUGGUGAAUAUAACCCAGGUCAACUUUCCUGUACUGCUUGUACUAAUAAGCCAGCUGAAAAUGCAGUCUACACCAACUCAUCCACUACCAACAAUUGUCCAUUCGCUUGUGAUGAUGGUUAUGAUUACAAUGCCUCAAAGAAUACUUGUGUGAUUUCAGAAGAUAUGAAAGUUGGUAAGGCCUUCUUUGGUAUCAUUAUUUCCCUAUGUGCUCUCUUCUUAAUCUUUGCAGUUGCCUUACUCAUUGUGACCGUUGUCAUGUUUGUAAGGAAUUACAAACGUGUCUCUGGUGAAAGAGCUACUCUCUUAUAACUCAAAUAAAACAUCAAUUAAAUCCA
Naegleria gruberi is the source of this 2397-nucleotide messenger RNA. RefSeq lists its product as uncharacterized. The coding region runs from base 8 to 2371 and encodes 787 amino acids. Lineage: Eukaryota; Heterolobosea; Eutetramitea; Acrasida; Naegleriidae. The record is from RefSeq and is a predicted model, not a curated record. The transcript is spliced from 3 exons.